Leptopilina boulardi is the source of this 1153-nucleotide messenger RNA. RefSeq names its product tRNA-splicing endonuclease subunit Sen34 (gene Tsen34). Gene Ontology annotation, biological process: tRNA-type intron splice site recognition and cleavage; tRNA splicing, via endonucleolytic cleavage and ligation. Gene Ontology annotation, cellular component: tRNA-intron endonuclease complex. Gene Ontology annotation, molecular function: nucleic acid binding; tRNA-intron lyase activity. The transcript is spliced from 5 exons. The record is from RefSeq and is a predicted model, not a curated record. Lineage: Eukaryota; Metazoa; Arthropoda; Insecta; Hymenoptera; Figitidae. The coding region runs from base 149 to 1051 and encodes 300 amino acids.
AAUAUUAAAAUUUUAAAACAAUUUUAAAAUCAUGAUCAGAAAGUAAACAAACAUUUUUAAAUAAAUUGUUGUGUUAAAAGUUAUUUAGUUUUUAUUUAAUCUUUUACAGUGGUAUAGAAAAUUUUGUAAUUUUAAAUAUUAGAAUAAUAUGUCAAAUCCCAUUAAAUUGGCUUUUUCAAACGACAAUAUUCUCGUAUGGAAUGCAAAUGAUUGGUUAAAAUUACGACAAGAUUAUAGAAUAAUUGGCGAUUUAAUAGGAUGUUUACCAAAGUUACCGAGGCAAAAUAUUUUGUCCGGUCUUCCUCUCUCGUUACUUCCUGAGGAAGCAAAAUUAUUAAUGGACAAAGGAGUUGCACGUUUAGUUCAUUAUCCUUGUAUGAAACAAAAACCAAGUGAUGAUUUAGAAAAAUUAUUUUUAGAAUUUAGGGAAAAAUUAUUUUUGGAGCAGGAAGUAUGCCUUAGAAAAGAAAAAGAAAAACAGGUCAUAUGCAUGAUGGAUAAAAUUGUCGAAGGUAAACGGCGAAAAAUUUUAGGAGUAGAAACAUCAAAGAAAAAAAUGAGAAAACCUUUGGAUGAGGAAACUAAAAAGAAAUUAGAAACCAUUGAAAUUGAUAGGCAAAAAUUAUUCGAUAAAGAAAUGGCAAAAUUACCAAAAUUAAAAAAAGAAGAUGCUCUUAUUCAAACACAUACAGAAUAUCCAUGGGCAACAGAAGAAGACGCUAAAGAUGUUGAUUGGAAUUAUCCAAAUACACAAGAAGAAAAACUUCGUUAUAAUGUAUUUAAAGAUUUAUGGGAAAAAAAUUUUUACAUUACCAGUGGUGUUAAAUUUGGAAGUGAUUUUCUCGCAUAUCCAGGUGAUCCAAUUAUGUUUCAUUCACAAUUUAUAAUUCAUUGUAAAGAAAAAACGGAUGUAUUGUCUGUUAAUGAACUUGUUAGUAUUUGUCGAAUAGGAUCGAGUGUUAGAAAAACUCAAGUUUUUGCAAGUUUUUCUGAAGAAAAUGAUAAAAUUGAAUAUCAAUCUUUUCAAUGGGCCGAAUCAAAUGCAUUUUAAAUAAGAUUUUUUUGUUUUUAAACUUUAUUAAAAUUUAUAAUCUAUUUUUACUUUUUACAAAUAAUAAUGAUAAAUAAUUAAAUUGUAUCUUUAAUUACAAAA